This is a messenger RNA of Ctenocephalides felis (cat flea), 1522 nucleotides long. RefSeq names its product nuclear cap-binding protein subunit 3-like. The coding region runs from base 105 to 1511 and encodes 468 amino acids. Gene Ontology annotation, cellular component: cytosol; nucleus. The record is from RefSeq and is a predicted model, not a curated record. Lineage: Eukaryota; Metazoa; Arthropoda; Insecta; Siphonaptera; Pulicidae. The transcript is spliced from 4 exons. Gene Ontology annotation, molecular function: RNA 7-methylguanosine cap binding; mRNA binding.
AUGCUCAUAUAGAGAAAAUUAUGAAAGCUAUUUUAAGAAUUUAACAUAAGUUAACUAAUUUUAAUUUAAAUUUUAAUUAAAACGAUUAAAUUAUUAUUUAAAUUAUGGCUGCUGAAUUAAUGGAAAUUGAUUUUGAAAACACAUCUAAAAAUGAAAUUGAAGAUGGCGAAAUUGCUGAGGACAUUUCAGACCUUCCAUGUAGAGUUUAUGAGAAUAAUGAAAAGGAUAUCUUUACUACAGGCAUAGACAUAUUUAGUGCUAACACUCAAGAAAAGUUGAAUGAAAGAGCUAAACGUUUUAAUAUUGAUCCCAGCAGUACCACAGCUUUAACCGAUGCUCAAAUUAAUGAAUUAUAUUCAAGUUUGGGCAUUACGCAACCCUUGGAUGAUCCAAGUAUCAGGUUUGAUGCUGUGCAUUUAAGGGGCACUGAAGAAAUGAGUACUGAAGAUGUUUUUCAAUACUUUAAACUUUACGGUCCUGCAACAAUUGAAUGGAUAAAUGAUUAUUCAUGUAAUGUUGUAUGGCUUGAUAAAUCAUCAGCUGCUAGAGCCUUGAAAGGAAUGUCUAAUGCCAUUGAGGAUGUAGCAUCAAUACAAACCCCAAUGCCUCCUGGAUUUUGGAGAUUGGGCUCCCCUUGGCCUAAUGCUAAAGAGUUAUUGAUGCGGUAUGCAACUACCAAAGAUAAAAAAUGUUUGAAAGCAGAAAAAGCAAGUCAUUAUUACAAAAAAUAUGGUAAUCCAAACUAUGGUGGCUUGAAAGGUGUUAUUACUGAUAGGAAACGCAAACAAUUUUAUGACAAUACAGAUAAUGAAACCGGUGGUAAAAAGAAUCCAUGGGGAGAUCUUUCAAGGAUGUGGGCAGACUCAGAAGAUAAUUAUGAUCAUAGCCAAAGACCGAACCCCAAAAUAAGUCAAGCUUUGAAAAAUAGAAUUGGAAAGAAGAAAGCCCUUGUCAAUAUCCAGAAUACAUCAGAUUUCAGUGAAGAAAGUGAUAAUUUUGAAGACAUUCAUAAAAGAAUUAAAAUACCUCGUAUGAAAAUGUAUGCAGAUGAAGAAGAGAAACGUUUGAAAAAACUAAAACCUAAAAAUCACAUAACACCAACUGAAUAUGACGAUCACGAUUAUAAUAGCAUUACUAGAACUGUUGAAACUUAUUCUGACAACAAACCUAAAAUUAAACCCGAUGUUAAAGACCGACUGGGUGGUUAUGUAGAUGAUUAUCAAUAUGAGUCAGAUUAUUCAGAUACAAAGAGCGAGGAUGGCAUUAUAAUGGGAAAAUAUGGUAGUGUAAUAAAUGUUAUUAAAAAUGAACCUGACCAUAAACCGUUACUGGCUUCAGAAAUCUCUACAAAUUUAGUAGAAAGACGUAGAAAUAACACAUCUGAAAGUAGUUUAUCAAAUUCUGAUGAGGAAAGCAAAGUAUCAAGAAGAAGCAGAAGCUUCAGUAAACCCGGGUUUGAUAAAGCAGACUUAAGAUUACGAUUAAGUAGUAGAUCAAUUUAUAAUUCGUGAUUAAUUUAGUA